Acipenser ruthenus (sterlet) is the source of this 2101-nucleotide messenger RNA. RefSeq names its product homeobox protein Hox-D9-like. Gene Ontology annotation, biological process: embryonic skeletal system morphogenesis; anterior/posterior pattern specification; DNA-templated transcription. Gene Ontology annotation, cellular component: nucleus. The transcript is spliced from 2 exons. The coding region runs from base 66 to 869 and encodes 267 amino acids. The record is from RefSeq and is a predicted model, not a curated record. Gene Ontology annotation, molecular function: DNA-binding transcription factor activity, RNA polymerase II-specific; RNA polymerase II cis-regulatory region sequence-specific DNA binding. NCBI's taxonomy places the organism in Eukaryota, Metazoa, Chordata, Actinopteri, Acipenseriformes, Acipenseridae.
GAUUGUUCAGAGGGAAGGUAUCUGUAACAGUGUAACCGUUUAUAUGACUACGAAGGGUUCCAAAAAUGUCGGCCGGUGGUACACUUAGUAACUAUUAUGUUGAUGCUAUCAUGGGGCAUGAAGCAGAGGACGCUUAUGGGGCAAGGUUUGCACAAGGAGCACACAACACGACCUCAAGGCCAUCAGGUGUGGGAGAUAGUCUUGAUUUUUCUUCUUGUAGCUUUGCACCCAAAUCUGCGGUGUUUUCCACGUCUUGGUCCCCUGUUCACCCUCAGUCUAGUGCCGCAGUGUCGGGGAUCUAUCAUCCCUACAUGCACCAGUCACAUAUUGCCGCAGCAGAAAGUAGAUAUGUACGUUCCUGGAUAGAUCCACUCUCCACUUCGGUUUCUUUUUCUGGCUUCCACCCGAACAGUCGGCAUUACGGGAUCAAGCCAGAAACUUUGCCAUCAUCCAAGAGGACUGAGUGCUCUUCUUUUGAGGAACAGGCUCCAAGCAUCCCCGACUUCACGAGCGCCUCUUUUUCGGAAAGUAAGGACAAGCCAGCCAAAGCGAAAGAGCCUUUUAGCAGCGACAUUUCCAGCAACAGUGAGCUCAAGGAGGAAAUCCAACAGCAACUUGACCCAAGCAACCCUGCUGCAAAUUGGAUCCACGCCCGCUCGACAAGGAAGAAACGCUGCCCGUAUACCAAAUACCAGACCCUCGAACUGGAAAAAGAAUUUCUUUUUAACAUGUACCUCACGAGAGAUCGGCGUUACGAGGUUGCUAGAAUUUUAAAUUUAACCGAAAGACAAGUAAAAAUCUGGUUUCAGAACAGAAGAAUGAAAAUGAAAAAAAUGAACAGAGAGAGGGACAACAAGGAUCUUAACUGAAGCAAGAAUAGACUUGCUAGAAAAUAAAUGUAAGAGGACUUACAAUUUGGCUCUCCAUUCUGGAUGUCUGUGUGGUAUAUAAUGUAUUAUUCAUGGUGUGUGUGUGUGUGUGUGUGUGUGUGUGUGUGUGUGUGUGUGUGUGUGUGUGUGUGUGUGUUAAUGCAGCUGUUGGGUUUUCUUUGAUAUAUUGUCCAGAGUAUUUUGAUUUACCCAAAAGUAAAAUGGUGUCUGCACGCAUGCUUUGUUGCUAAAACACAGUGUUUAAUGAUUGUCGGGUUUUUUUUGCUUAAAAAAAUGAAGAAUGCUGAAUGGAAACAUCCUUGAAAUUGUGUUAUAGAUUAAUAGUGUGGUUGCCGGUGAGUUAUACCAACACAAAACUAAAAUGAAUGCAUAUUAAAUCACUUAGACUAUAGAUAAGAAUCGGCUGUGGGGUUCGUUUAUAUUUUAGGACAUGUCAGGAAUUUGUAAGAUCUACUGGCCUUAGUUAACCAUAAUAAAAUGAAACCGUAUUGUUUACAGCAUGUUUUAAUCAAGACAGGUAUCCACAGUGGGUGAAGAAUAUCAAUGCAAUACAGUAAUAAGCUUGGAGCAAUACAACAAACACAUCACCUGACCCGAGCCGGUAAGGGAUCAAUGUUUACAUAUAGGAUUUUAUUUUAAAUUUAUUUUUUCUUCAAUACUCACGGCUGUAUAAUGGAUUUUAAUUUUUGUAUUUUUUGUUUGUUUAUUUUUUUUAAAAUGUUGUAAAUGAAAGAUUUUCUUACAUGGACCAAGUUCUCAGAAUUAACAGUUUAAAAUGAAAGCUGUAUGUAUAUAUAUAUGUGUGUGUGUGUGUGUGCGCGCGAGAGCGCGCGCGUGUGUAUAUGUGGGUUGUGUUUAGAUUUAUUUUAUUUUAAACGAUGUGUGUAUAAAUGGACAGUUUUUCUAAUAAUACAUUAGCAGCAAAGCAAAUAUGUUUGUUCGACGAAUAUAUAAAUAAAGUUUGAUAUAUUAGAAAAGAGGUACCCAAUAAGGUGAUUUACUCUGUAUCCUAUAUUUUGCCCCUCAAAGAAGAUAUCCAGUGCCCUAUGCAAAAUAAAUGUUGGGUUGAACGUGAAGAAAUCGCAUUUGUUUGUGAAUAUGUCGCCACAUUACAUUUACAAACAAGAACGUUGUGUACCAUACAGUCGAGUAUUCAAGUUUCUUGUUAUUUUUUGGAAAAUGGAUCAAACUUUAAGACACACAUUUAACUU